UUCACUGCUAACGAAUCUCAGACAACAUGGCAGAAGUAGCUCCAGCUGCACCCGUCGAGGCCGCCCCAGCAAAAACUCCCAAGAAGAAGGCAGCACCUAGACCGAAGAAAACCGGCCCAAGCGUAGGCGAGCUCGUCGUCAAGGCCAUUUCUGAGUCCAAAGAGAAGAAAGGCGUCUCCCUUGCUGCGCUCAAGAAGGCUUUGGCAACUGGUGGAUACGAUGUGGAGAAGAACAAGGCUAGAGUCAAGCUUGCCAUCAAGAGUUUGGUAACGAAGGGAACUCUGGUCCAGACCAAAGGAACCGGCGCAUCCGGCUCGUUCAAGCUGAACAAGGCGAAGGCAGAGCCAAAGAAGAAGGCAGCACCUAAAGCCAAAAAGCCAGCGGCGAAGAAACCCGCUGCGGCAAAGAAGGCCAAAAAGGCUGUGGCGAAGAAACCUGCAGCCGCUAAGUCUCCGAAGAAAGCAGCCAAGAAGCCCGCUGCGCCAAAACCCAAAAAGGCAACAAAGAGCCCGAAGAAGGUAGCGAAACCCGCGGCGCUCAAGAAAGCAACGAAGAGCCCCAAGAAAGUCAAGGCAGUGAAACCCAAGGCAGCUAAGCCCAAAACAGCCAAACCCAAAAAGGCUGCGCCUAAGAAGAAGUAAUCUUCUUGCACAUGUUUCCGGCCAACAUCAUCAUGGUGUACUAAAAGGCUCUUUUAAGAGCCACCCAAAACG
Messenger RNA from Sardina pilchardus (European sardine), 713 nucleotides. RefSeq names its product histone H1-like. Bases 27 to 641 code for a protein of 204 amino acids. NCBI's taxonomy places the organism in Eukaryota, Metazoa, Chordata, Actinopteri, Clupeiformes, Clupeidae. The transcript has a single exon. Gene Ontology annotation, cellular component: nucleus; nucleosome. Gene Ontology annotation, biological process: chromosome condensation; negative regulation of DNA recombination; nucleosome assembly. The record is from RefSeq and is a predicted model, not a curated record. Gene Ontology annotation, molecular function: double-stranded DNA binding; nucleosomal DNA binding; structural constituent of chromatin.